CGAUUGCCUUCAAAUCUCUUCACAUCCACAAAAUCUCUCUCUCAGCUGGGGUUCAUAAUUUCCGAUUGGGGGCGAAGAUGAUCGAGGUCGUGCUCAACGAUCGUCUAGGAAAGAAGGUACGUGUGAAGUGCAACGAGGACGAUACGAUCGGAGACUUGAAGAAGCUUGUAGCCGCUCAGACCGGAACCCGGGCUGAGAAAAUCAGGAUCCAGAAGUGGUAUAACAUCUAUAAGGAUCAUAUCACUCUUAAGGAUUACGAGAUUCAUGACGGCAUGGGGCUGGAACUCUAUUACAAUUGAUUACGUAUCGCUGUGAGUUUUUACGGCUUCUUUGAAUCUUGAUGAAUUAUGAUCGCGUGUUGGUUUUUUUAAGAUUUAUCUUACAUUAUUUUGUUGUUGGAUUCGAUUUGUAGAACGUCUUGUUUUAGUUUUUUUUUGAUUUUAGGGUUCGUUUGAUGAUUAAGAUGGAUGGAAGCGCGUGUUUUUAGACGUUAUGUGGAUUAAUUUUCGAUGGAUGUGGAACGUGGUUAUGUCUGUGGUAACGGUGGAUAUCGAAGUGUCAAACCACAGUGCAAACACUUUCUGACAUAAGGAUCCCGUUCUCUUUCCUUUUUAUUUCUUGGAGAUUUAUGUAUUCAUAGAAAUAUGAAAUGGGUUACUAGUUUUUGAAAUCAAGGUAUUUUCUCUGAUGUAUGGGUGUUUUCUCUCUCCGAGGUUUGGAAAUCCUUUGGAGAAUGUAGGCCUUGUAAUCUUUGGUCUGCUUAACGAACGCUCAAUGUUUUGAUGUCCAUAACCUGUUUGUUUGUGGAAUUAGCUACCCUGUGGAUGACAACGCGUUCUUCAGAGCAUCUGAAAUUCUUUAUGGAGGGAGUUGUUUAUUUUGAGAAACCUACUUAAAGUUUAACCAGAUAUUUUUGUGCACAUCUUAAUUCUCUGUUAAUUGACUCCUUAUUGUAGGGGACUUCAUCCUUUUUCCCAUUAUCUUCAAUUAUCUCCAACUUUUUAAACAAGCAUUUUGAAGUUCUAUUCCCUAUGCUGCCUUUUACCAUUGGUUGUGUGCUUAAAGGGUGCCGGAGUCACGCAUAAUUGGUGUAGUAUUCUCUUCGUUUUAAUAUUAGAUCAGGAGGUAUCUGUAGUCCUUUCACCAAAACCGCGGCCAUCCAUGAAGCUGAUUUAAAGUUGUCAAAUGGUGACCAAUAGGAAUGAAACAGUUUCAAGUAACUGGAAUGCUGAGAGGCGGCCACCAAACUGAUCUGGUACUUUUUCUCUCCCAUCUCUCAGAACCGUUCAUGAAAUAGUUCUUAAAUCUACAGAGAGAAUCUCGGCAUGGGGCUGGAACUCUGUUACAAUUGAUCGUAUUGCUGUGAGUUUUUACGACUUUUUUGACUGAUUCUUGAUGUGUUAUGAUCGCGUGUUGGUGGUUCCUAUAUGAUUCGUCUAGUGCUGUUUUGUUAUGGGUUGUGUUUAAGGUUCUGGCUCUCUAAGACGAUCAAUCAGAGAUUAAUUUUCGAUGGAUGGAUGGGGUGACGGUGGAUGCCGCCGUAUUGUGUAAAUCGAAGUGCAGAUACUUUGUGGCAUAAGGAUUCCCUUUCGUUUCCUUUUUCUAUUUUGAAAUAUGGUAUUUCCUCUGAUGUAUCGGCGUUUUCUCUCUCUCCGAGGUAUGGAGAUCUAUGGGCGUUCUCUCUCUGAGGUUUGGAAAUCCUAUGAAAGACGCGUACCUGUUUGUGGAAUUACCUACUUUAUGGAUUACAAUGGGUAGCUCAAGUAUUGGAAAUUUCUUUGUGAAGGGGAGUUUGUUUAUUUGAGAAACUUAUUUUAAAGGAACCAUAUAUUUGUUAUGCUCAUCUUAAUUUUCUUUUAAUUGACUCCUUAUUGUAGGGGCUUCAACAUUUUCCCAUAUUCUCCAGGUCUUUAAAUGAGCCAGAAAUUUUAAUCUUAAGUUGAUGCUUAGUUGUUGUGUGGCUAUGUCAUGUGCUGCCGCCCUGUCUCAUUGGGUUUUAUGCUUAAAGAGUGCAAGAUUCACGCAUAAUUUUCCAUUCCAAGUAUAGAUGGUAUGGUCUUCUCUUCGUUUUAAUAUUAGAUGAGAAGCUAUCCGUUAUCCAUCACCAAAAUUGCGCCACUCUUGAAGCCGAUCUAAGUUUUCUUCUAAAAUAAUGAAUUUUUGAUCCAUGAUCGUUCUCAUUGUUUAGGUUCAUAUAGUGAGAUGUGAAUUAGUAUAGUUUCCUCAUGGUGACAAAUAGGAACACAACAGGUUCAAAGUAACUGGGGAAUGCUGAGAGGAGACCGCCAAGCUAAUCUGGUAUAUUUUUCUCAUAUAUUUUUCUCUCCCAUCUCUCAAGACCAUUUGAAACAAUUAUAUCUACAGUGGCAGAAGGGUUCAGGAUGAGAUUCUUGUGUUAUUUUACUGACAAUGAAUCCAUUUAUUGUCAGUAAGAUAACACAAAAUUUGCUAUUUUUUGUCAUCGAACUUUGCUAUUUGAUAAGAAGUCACUUUUUUAUACCAAGGGUAGGCAUUUCCUUGAUUUCUAUAUGAACCAUUUCUUUCUAAAUAACGAUGGUGUCCCUUCGAUGAUAGAAUUUUAUUUGUUCUGUUAGACACCGUCUACCAUCUAUUGGUCAUCUGAUGGGAGUAGCAUCUCUCGUGGUGUGAAGGUAAAACUAUUUUUGCCUCAUGGUUCAUAAGUUGAUUAGAUUGGCGGAAUUGAGGAUCAAGAGCCGGGUUUGUGGUUCCUUCUCUUUGGCUGUUCAGUUAGCAAAUUCUACUCCAAUGUGUUUCUCUAUCGUAAUAUUUUUGACUCAGGUUGUGGACUUCAAUUGUUAAAGAUUCGUGGGGGAUUUAGGUGUCUUGUGGCGUUUCGCAAGAGCGUUUUUGGAGUAAUAUUGUCAUAUCUGACUAACGAUACCAAAUACCAAAUUUAUUUUUGAUUUGAUUCAGCAAACAGUACUGGCUUAAUUGUACUGAAUGAACUAUGUUACCUCCCUCCUUUUGACUUUGAUAAGUGUAUUUCCUUCCUAGGAUCUUGAGUUGUGGUAGUUUAUUAAAAUAUAAAGGUUGAGUUGGGUUUUAGUGCCGUUAA
This is a messenger RNA of Cucumis melo (muskmelon), 3076 nucleotides long. Its product is annotated as ubiquitin-like protein 5. Bases 78 to 299 code for a protein of 73 amino acids. Gene Ontology annotation, cellular component: cytoplasm; nucleus. Lineage: Eukaryota; Viridiplantae; Streptophyta; Magnoliopsida; Cucurbitales; Cucurbitaceae. Gene Ontology annotation, molecular function: protein tag activity; protein binding; nucleic acid binding. Gene Ontology annotation, biological process: protein modification process; mRNA splicing, via spliceosome; DNA integration. The record is from RefSeq and is a predicted model, not a curated record. The transcript has 2 exons.